Molecule: messenger RNA, 1289 nt
Organism: Desarmillaria tabescens
Lineage: Eukaryota; Fungi; Basidiomycota; Agaricomycetes; Agaricales; Physalacriaceae
Exons: 1
Coding region: 1-1170 (389 amino acids)
Source: RefSeq, a predicted model, not a curated record
AUGAAAGGUGCGCACGUCCCAAGUCGGCAUUUUCCUGCCAGAGACGCAUCAAAUAUUGAUUCUAAUCUUCUCGCAGUAUUGCCCCCCGUCGACAAGCUGCCUUUCGAGCUUCUGUCUUCCAUCUUCGGCAUGCUCAGCCAUGAAACGCGUAACCAUUUAGACCUGAACGGCGCACCUUGGACGGUCAGCAGGGUGUGUAACAAAUGGCGUCACAUUUCUCUCAAUUCUCCGAUGGCCUGGUCGACUCUCAAUCUCACCGACGACGUCCGAAAUAUUUACAAUGCUCACGUCCUCCUCCGACUUUUUCUUGCUCGUUCCCAAUCUUCCCCUCUACACAUUUCCGUCUGCUUCUUCACCCGUGGCUGCGAACAAGUAUUCGGGGAGGUGUGGAAGUCAAGAUCUCGUUGGGAGUCAGCUAUCAUUCGCGCGAACUAUUAUGUGGACUUUUAUUCUGAGAAUAAUUUGGGUCGAGACGUUUGGCGUGCUCUCGGGGUAGCCGCAGAGUUGGAGAAUUUGCGCUCACUACAGCUGGAUAUCCCAGCACGGAUCGAAGAUAAGUUCCUCGAGAUAUUGGUCAGUGCACCGCUACUUCAGAGUCUUGUGCUGUCUCCUCACAUGAACCCAUCCUUUCCUCUUGGGACUAUUCGAUCCUUGCAUUGUCGACCGUCUAACACGGCCGAUUUCAUUAAAGUCCUCCGAGAUGCAAAGCAUCUCACAGAGUGCUCCUUCGAUUUCAACGGAGAUCUCAUAGGAUUAUCCUCACCUGAAGUCACUCACUCCGGUAUCCGCAAGCUAUCCACAACUCAUGCGUCAAGAGCAUUCGAUAACGUCACACUUUCCAAUUUGGAGGAUCUUUCGGUUGUUUACGGGUGCGGAGGCACAGGCGGACUAGAGCCCCUUGUUGGCCUGGUGUUGCGAUCCCAUAAACCCUUGAAACGACUCGAGUUGAAGUUUACGUUCAAGUUGGGGGAGUUUCUUCCUCUUUUAGAGGCGGCUCCCUCGCUAACAUCCUUGAUCCUUCGCCGUGUUCCCCUGUCUGAGGUGAACCCCAUCUUGAACGCCUUGACUUGGAGGGAUGACAGCUCCACCGUCGUCCCCCAUUUAAAGGAUGUGACAAUUGAUUUCCAUGACGAUAGAACGAAUUUUUGGGUCGACAGCUCAACCGAAUGAUUCAUUCGCGCAAGGAGAAACUGGACGCGUUCAGGCUCAUGUUUCGUAGUAUUCUCGUAGUGGAGGUGUUCGGAACAAGGACGCUAGCGUCACUGACUGAGGAAACGAUGCAAACAGAG